Molecule: messenger RNA, 1546 nt
Organism: Cheilinus undulatus (humphead wrasse)
Lineage: Eukaryota; Metazoa; Chordata; Actinopteri; Labriformes; Labridae
Product: E3 ubiquitin/ISG15 ligase TRIM25-like
Exons: 2
Coding region: 83-1237 (384 amino acids)
Molecular function (GO): protein binding; zinc ion binding
Source: RefSeq, a predicted model, not a curated record
GUGCUGCAAAAGUACACAUCUGGUAAACAGUUCAGUUUGAACUGAAAGACUUCACAGGGCAGAGGGCUCCAUCUAAGCAGAAAUGGCCACAGACAGCAGGUUCUCAUCUGAAGAUCAGUUCACAUGCUCCAUCUGUCUGGAUGUGUUCACUGAGCCUGUUUCUAUACCAUGUGGACACAACUUCUGCAAGGGGUGCAUCAGCCUGCACUGGGAAGGCAAAGAGCUGUGUAAGUGUCCCCUGUGCAACCGGAAGUUCAGGAAAGGGCUCAAAGUUUGUGUCAACAUAGCUUUCAGAGAUGUUGUGGAGAGCUUCAAGAAGAGACAGAGUGUGAUAUCUAAUAAUGAUACUCCAAUUAAACCAGGCCAGGUUGCAUGCAACUGUUGCCUUGAUAACAAGGUCAAGGCCUCUAAAACUUGUUUGGUGUGCUUGACCUCCUUCUGUGAGACACACCUUGAACCUCAUCGUAAAGUGGCUGCCUUAAAGAGACACAAACUGACCCACCCCGUGCACAACCUGGAGGACAAAAUCUGCAAGGAGCACAACAGGAUUGUGGAGCUGUUCUGCAGGGAUGAUCUGAUGAACAUUUGUGUCCAGUGCACAGAGCACAGUGAUCAUGAUAUAGUCCUGUUAGAGGAAGCAUAUGUUGACAAGAUGGCUCGGGUGGUGAUGAAGAAAUUGAAAGAGCAGGAAGUUAAGCAAAGGCAAACUGUGAUGAAAGACAAAGAUGAAGCCACAGAAGAGCAAAGCCAACAAUCUUUUUUUAUGCUUGUACCUGGAAAUAUGGGCAUUUCUGGGGGGAGAUUCUGCUACAACAUUGAGCUCCCUGUAGGCACUCACUGGUAUGUGGGAAUUGUUAGACAGUCAUUUUACAGGAAGAAGACAUGGAAUUUUAACCCUAAGUUUGGAAGCUGGAUCAUAAGGCUGGAUCAUAGCUGUAUUUGCUUUGCUUUGUACAAAAACCCUGUACCUUUUUUCUUGAUCAGGAAACCUGACAGAGUUGGGGUGUGUGUGGACUAUGAAGAAGGAUUAGUGUCCUUUUUUGAUUCAGACACUGGGACCCCCAUCUUCUCUUUCACUAGCUGCAAAUUCAAAGAGAGAGUUUUUCUGUUUUGUGGCCAAGAGAAAGCUGGUUGGGUACAGAGACUGAAGAUGAAAGUUCAGAACAUCAAACCUAAAGAUAUCUUAUUAGUCUUUCUUUGUAUGGUAUUUUUUCUGAUUUUGAUGACAAGAAAUUAAACAUCACAAUAUCUUUUGCAAUGACAGAGUCGAACAUUCUUCUGUGUGAAACUGUUUAUGAUGAGAUCAGCUUCUGGUCAUUCUUAAAGACAGUUUACUGCAAAUGUUGAAGGUGUUUCUCUGUAAAGUCUUUGAGAUUAUUUGUUGAUAAAGUUGCACUUUUAAUUUUUAACAGUGUAACACCAUUCAUUGAAAAAAACAAUAAAAAAUUUUGAACAAUAUGUCAAAUAAUUUAAGUAACUCAAAAAGAUAUGUUCUAGCCACAGUCAUGACUUUCCAUACACUUAGAUACACAGUUAAAUGCACACA